AGGCCAGCGCGGCGCUCCCAUGGUGCGGGAAGGCGGCAUGGCCCGGACCCCUUACAGCUCCACGCAGGACAUCCAGAUGGACGUCUUGGACAACGCCGCCCUCCAGGGCAAGUACAGCAGGCGCAAGAGCCGCUUCAAGCGCUCGGACGGCAGCACCUCCUCGGACACCACCUCCAACAGCUUCGUGCGGCAGGGCUCGGCCGAGUCCUACACCAGCCGCCCCUCGGACUCGGAUGUGUCGCUGGAGGAGGACAGGGAGGCGCUGCGCAGGGAGGCCGAGCGCCAGGCCAUGGCCCAGCUGGAGAAAGCCAAGACCAAGCCGGUGGCGUUCGCCGUGCGCACCAACGUGGGCUACAACCCCUCGGCCGGGGACGACGUGCCCGUGCAGGGCAUGGCCAUCUGCUUCGAGCCCAAGGACUUCCUGCACAUCAAGGAGAAAUACAACAACGACUGGUGGAUCGGGCGGCUGGUGAAGGAGGGCUGCGAGGUUGGCUUCAUCCCCAGCCCCGUCAAGCUGGAGAACAUGAGGCUGCUGCAGGAGCAGAAGAUGAGGCAGAGCCGCCUGAGCUCCAGCAAAUCGGGUGACAACUCCAGCUCCAGCCUGGGCGAUGUGGUGACAGGGACACGCCGCCCCACGCCCCCCGCCAGCGGUGGCCUGGACAUGGCCAGCUUUGCCUUUGAGGCCGAUGAGUUAGAGGAGGAGGAGGAGGAGGAGGCCCUGGAGGCGCAGCGCUCCCCUAAGAGUAGCGUGAGCAGUGUCACCACCCCCCCCGCCCACAGCAAGCGCAUCCCCUUCUUUAGGAAGACCGAGCACGUGCCCCCGUACGACGUGGUGCCCUCCAUGCGCCCCAUCAUCCUCGUGGGGCCCUCCCUGAAGGGCUACGAGGUGACGGACAUGAUGCAGAAGGCGCUGUUCGACUUCCUGAAGCAUCGCUUCGACGGCCGGAUCUCCAUCACGCGGGUCACAGCCGACAUCUCCCUGGCCAAGCGCUCCGUGCUCAACAACCCCAGCAAGCACACCAUCAUCGAGCGCUCCAGCACCCGCUCCAGCCUGGCCGAGGUGCAGAGCGAGACCGAGCGCAUUUUCGAGCUGGCGCGGACGCUGCAGUUGGUGGCCCUGGACGCCGACACCAUCAACCACCCGGCGCAGCUGGCCAAGACCUCGCUGGCGCCCAUCAUCGUCUACAUCAAGAUCACCUCCCCCAAGGUGCUGCAGAGGUUGGUCAAGUCCAGGGGGAAGUCCCAGGCCAAGCACCUCAACGUGCAGAUGGUGGCCUCGGACAAGCUGGCACAGUGCCCACCUGAGAUGUUCGACAUCGUUCUGGACGAGAACCAGCUGGAGGAGGCGUGCGAGCACCUGGCCGAGUACCUGGAGGCCUACUGGAAGGCCACGCACCCGCCCAGCAGCAACCCCCCGAACCCGCUGCUGAGCCGCACCAUGGCCACGGCCGCGCUGGCCGCCAGCCCCGCGCCCGUCUCCAACCUCCAGGCUCCGCACCCGGAGGGGGAGCACGGCCGCCCCCGGCAGGAGUCGGGGGGCCGCGGGCAGGGCAGGGUCCCCCCGCCGCCCUCCCGGCCGGGCCCCCGCAGCCUGGCCCGCCAGGACACCUUCGACACGGAGGCUCCGGGCAGCCGGGACUCGGAGCCCGGCGAUUCGUGCUGCAUGGACAUCGAGAUGGAUCCCGUCGAGGAGGAGCCGCCGGGCACCCCCGGGGCCGGCCCGCAGCCCCCGCCCGGCUCCUGGGACCGAGCCAAGGGCCAGGAGCCGCUGGGCCCGAGCGACGGAGAGGGCUGGGGCCGGGACGUUUACAUGCGUUAGGAUGAGGGGGUGCGGGCAGCGCUGGUUUUGGGGUGCGGGCCCUUUGUGCCCCCCCUUUGUGCCCGGCCAGCAGUGCCCUGGGGGUGUCCCCCUGCCGCAGCCCCCCAGCAUCUCCAGCAGGGACAGCGAGUGACCAAAGGGGACCCGGCGUGUCCCCGUGCCCCCGGCGCGGGGUGGGGGCCGUGCCCCCCUCCCCAGCCCUGCCCCCCGCUUCUCCAUGGUGCUCUCGGCUGCGGGGUGCCCGGAGCUGGCCGUGCCCGUGGGGGGGUCCCCGCCAGCUGCCCCCCCAGCCUGGCGGUGCCUGGCACUGCCCCCCAGCCCCCUGCCCUGCCCGGGGGUGCAUGCGUGUGUGUGCAGGGCUCUUGGGGGGUCCCCGCUGCGCCCCCCGAGGUGUGGGGAUGGGGGGGGGUCUGCAUGUGUUUGCCUUGGAGGGGCUCUGCCUGAAUUGGGGGGUGGGGGGUGAAUCU
Molecule: messenger RNA, 2286 nt
Organism: Melospiza georgiana
Lineage: Eukaryota; Metazoa; Chordata; Aves; Passeriformes; Passerellidae
Gene: CACNB1
Product: calcium voltage-gated channel auxiliary subunit beta 1
Exons: 14
Coding region: 20-1819 (599 amino acids)
Biological process (GO): calcium ion transmembrane transport; regulation of voltage-gated calcium channel activity; neuromuscular junction development
Cellular component (GO): voltage-gated calcium channel complex
Molecular function (GO): protein binding; high voltage-gated calcium channel activity
Source: RefSeq, a predicted model, not a curated record